AUGGGCAUCCUGAUACUAUCUUUGGGUACAAUAUCCAUUCUAGUGUCUGUUUCCUUUCUCGUAUGCCUUUGGCAAGGCGCGAUGGCAGCAGAGACCAGCGAGACUAACCGUGGCCGGCUGUGGAAUUUGAUCGUGUUCUCCGACUGGACUUCGAGAGCUAUCACUGUCUCCUCUGCUAUUAUUCGAGUGAUGCUAUCACUUCAGAUGGGUGUAUUUACAGCGAUGACAGCCUCACUCAUGUUAGAAAGGACUGGGGUUCCUUUAACAUCUGCACCUGCAGUCUCUUUGCUAAGAGCAAUAUCUGCGUCACCUUACAACCUCGUCACCUUUACCAGCUUCAAUCUUCCUUGGCGAACGAGUGGGGUUUACUCUGCCGCUGUUGGAGUCUCAGUACUUUUGACAGCUAUUUCACAAUUUACGUCAACUAUCCUCCUUUCCGAUCUCGGGAACGUUAAUAUUACCUCUCCUCGGCAAUCCGUCAGUAUGAAUUACCUCAACAAGGACAGCGAGGGAGUCAAAGGUAGUUGGGGUGGCUCGAAGGUCUGGCACUCAGCUCCUGGAACAUACUUCCGGUUUGCUGAACACCCAAGAAUAUCUACUCCAGCUCAGGAAGCAGACGACUUUGAAGAUACAGGGAGACUCUUGCGUGCUUUUCUUCCCUUCGUGAAUGAAGAGAGUCGCAUGAGAUUGCGAAAUUAUGACGGUCCGGCCACUGUCGUAGAUUCUAGGGUCGUCUGUCACAGACCUUUGCUCAGCAACGUCACCUUUUCCUAUUCCAGCAAGUCUUUCGAUGAUAACGACUACCUCAGCGACGUUUUCAUCCGCGGUAAUCUGACUUUCAAUGUCGAUGGCAACGAUCAGAGCUCUCCCUUGGAAUAUUUUGAUGGCGGUCCAUGGAGUUUCAACUGUGUCGCCCCCACUAAACACAAUAACACCGCUCUCAACUGGCAGGCAUCCAUCUGUUCCGUAAAUGGGGGAGCUCUAGCUCUAGGAGGUAUCAUGUCUACUCCGAGACUGAUCCCUGGCGUCAUCUUACAAUUGACGAACCUUUUCUUGGUGUUCAACAGCACCGGGGUCGGAGAUGACUGGCGGAAGAGCGUACAGGAGCAUGGCGUAGAGAACCCAAACACACAUUUGUGGGAUUCUACUGUCGAUCAACUAGGGCUGGACUCAUCCUCAGAGGGAGUAUGGACACGUUUUGACUCAGCAGACGACACCAUUGGCAUGACUACCAGCGCGUGUUUCUCCAAUUUCGGAGCCUCCAUCGAAGAAGUUAAAAUGUUCAGCACGACCAACGGAAUACCACGCAGCGUAGCUUGGGAUCGCCGCGCCAGCCAAUACAACACCGACGGUGUUAGGAUUCAAUAUCACAGCGUCGAUGACAAAAUCAUGUCUCAUGAAGAGCGCGGCAUUCUUCGUCUCGAAUGGAAGGACACAUGGGAUUUCAAUCCAGUUACGAGCAAUGGCUCGGUCGACACUUUGGCAGUCACAGGGUUCUUUGCUGUUGCCAGUGACCUGCCCUUCGUCGUCCGCGGGCCGCUCAACAUCACUGAUGAAUUAAACCCCUGCGGAACAUUGCAAGUAGGGGGUUAUUCCACCCGCGCUGUACACUACGCUCAUGCAUCCCUGUUCCAAAAUGUCAUUUGA
This is a messenger RNA of Colletotrichum aenigma, 1647 nucleotides long. RefSeq lists its product as uncharacterized. Bases 1 to 1647 code for a protein of 548 amino acids. NCBI's taxonomy places the organism in Eukaryota, Fungi, Ascomycota, Sordariomycetes, Glomerellales, Glomerellaceae. The transcript has a single exon. The record is from RefSeq and is a predicted model, not a curated record.